Amoebophrya sp. A25 is the source of this 13792-nucleotide messenger RNA. The record is from the annotation of a GenBank genome assembly. Lineage: Eukaryota; Dinophyceae; Syndiniales; Amoebophryaceae.
CAAAAGAAUAGGAAGACAAGAAUUUCUUUGAUCCCCAGUGUCAGAAGAAAUACCGGAAACACACAAAAAGAUUAGGCAUCAGUAUGAUUACAUCGAAGGACUAAGUACAACGGAUUUCGGAACGUAUAAGGACUACAACAACUACGGAAUAGAACGUAUAGGUAUUUAUCAUCAAGUUGUAGUAGUAUGUCAUGUUAAGGAUUGAUAAAUGUGUCAUUGUCUUCAUAAAAAGAUAAAAGUAAAGCUAAGCCCAGUUAAUGAAACACAAGUAUGUGCAUCAGCAUCCAUGAAGAUCAUUGACUAUUGUUUUACCAUUACUUCACUAACAACGUAGCAAGAACUAAUAAUUUCGCGGUUGUUGUACUAACAUAAUUUAUGAUCUGUCAUCUUCAAAAACGUAGCCUUGUUAAAACAACGUAUUCGGUUCAAGCAAUCUACUUCAACAUACCUACACCAAUUACCAUUCUUGUCAUAAAAGUAUGUCAAAGUAAAAAAGUAGUAAGUAGUGAUAGUGUUGUGCAGUUUUAUAAAAGUGAAACAAGUAUGUUCUUGCAUAAGUAAAAUUACUAGUACAUCAACGAUCUAUUUCAAAUUAUUCCAAGAAAAAAUGUAAAAAAGUAUGAUCUCUUCCGCCCCACUGCUUAUUGAAAUUGAUCCCUCAUCCGCGUCCGCCUUCAUCUAACGAAGAAGAUAAUUACGUACAAGUUUUUCGAACCUCUUCAGUAUUCAAGAAAAUUCGUUCCCCUCCAUAAAGUAGCAAUUGUUGUUGUACUUCCUAUACGAUCUUGAAUACCUUCGAACUCAAGACCAGGAGGAGCAGGAAUCGGCGAAGAUGGAGUGGCAUAACCACGAGCAGGAGCAAGUAGUGCCUCGCUGCAGCACGGAGAAGAUAGAAGUGGAAGAUGUAGUUGUAGACGAAGGAGGAGAUGUAGCUUGUUCUUUGGUGGAAGAUGUCGAAGAUGUGCCUGUGAAUCCUGCACGUAAGAGACAUCAACGUAGGACCGUGUCUACCGUCGAGACAUCAACGUCUGCAACCGACAUUGCAUCCUCCACUGAAGAUACUUCCUCCAUUAAGGCGGAGCAAGAGUAAGAUUUUGAAUUUCAGAUUAGGUUCUUGAAAGCCUUUCCUCGAGUAACCAAUAGCGAAGUCGAGGGGGCAUCCUAUCCCAUGAAGUUCUUGAUCGAGGAAUAGGGUUGUAACGAAGAGAUAAACAGAUGAGGAGAAGAGUCAACACGAUUCUCGAUUAAGUUGGUCGCGUCCUCUCCUAUGAAUAUAGGUAAAUAUCUAAUUGCAGCUGCACCUCCACAACGCCGAAUGAGGAUUUCUCCGCGAUCGAUGAAGGUGACAAGAAGGUGUCAGAGGCGGAAGACGAGCAAGGGAAAACAACCCUUAAGCAGGAAGAUGAGGAUCGCACUAGAGAUUCCUCAACGUGGUCACGAGACGAAAAAAAUGAGGAGGAGCAACGAGAUACAGGCGAAAAAAAUGAGGAGGAGCAACGAGGUCAUGCAAUGAACCAAAAGAAUCAGGAAGAGGUACGCCAACAACUUCUAAAACGAGUAUAACUUCUGUUGAUGUCAUUGUCCAAUUUACAGACAGCUGCUAGUACACGACUUCUAAAGAUCAACAUUAUAUAUAAGUGGGUAAUAAAUAUCUUUAUUUCAAAUUCUUUGAUUAAAAGAUCUUACACCCCACGAGUGGGUACAUCUGUCUAUCUAUCUAUCUAUCUAUCGAAGACUUUUCCAUAACACGACUCGAAGUCCUCAAAGAAUCUUCAAAAACAUACAUCCAGGAUGAUGACGCUCCGGAGGACCUGUGCUGUCCCAUCACAAUGUUAAGGCCUCAGCUACAUCUUGACUCCUAAAAGAAACUCCUCAGCUACAUAUUGAUGGACCCUAAGAAAACAAGACUGAGUAUUCCACAACUCCUAGGCUCUUACUUACAAGAACUACUAGUACUAGCUUUCCCCUUCUGUACUCUUCUUUUUAUUUACAUCAUCUACAUACCAACUUACAACUACUAGCUUUCUUCUAACCUUCUUUUAACCUAGGACAUCUAAGUACCUACUUACAACUAGUCGCCUUCUUCUAAGAAAGGAGCUUUUUCGUGAUCCAGUGGUGAUCGCCAGUGGGAAUACGUAUGAAAGGUCAGCCAUCGAACGAGUCUUUGGCAGUGGCAACUUCAAGGAUCCGUUGACCAAUGCGCUUUUACCUUCCGCCCUCAUCGUCACGAACUGGGACAAAAGUUAAGCUUAAUCCAUAGGAUCUGUAGAGAGAAGAGAUCCGUUUUGAAGGUCGACACCAACAGUAUGCUUAUCUAUGCAUCCCAAUACAAGGGAUAUAGUAUAAGGCAUGAGCAUAUUCUUACGGGACUCGUACAGCUCUAAUAAGGGAAGCAGGUUCAGUUGUACCUGGAGAGUCGUGGGUCCGAUUUCGUGCCUAGUGGCUGGGCGUCGCGAGACGUGGGAGCACCCGCACAUCCGGGCGUAUCUGUGGUUGUGAACGAACGAAGCUAUCCUUUGAACAUUAAGGCCGCGUGUUCCUACUUUACUCCGUCUUGGUUCAGAAGCAUCUUACUUGCUUGGGCACGUUUAUUUUCAGAAGGAAACGCUUCCCAAGACGGCCUUCAUAAUCGAUAAUUGAGGACACGACCAUCACCAGCUCUAAUAGCAGCACGAACAAUAGUGCCGCUGAUCUCUCGUCCACCAGUAACCGAACAUCAAACGGGGGUGGACGUGGAAGCGUAGGCGAUGUCACAGUGUUUCUGUUGUAUACGACUUGCGUUAUUUUGUUCGGCGUUUCCCUCCAAAGCCUCUUCUUUAUGGCUUCUAUACCCGGAUGCACCUUCAACAGAAGGUGCACUGAUCCAUCUUUUAAUCAAGGCAUCUUACGUACUCAGUACCUUCGAAUCGUUUUCCUUCGAAUCAUUGUAACUAUUGGAAGAUGUUGCACUAUCUGCAGACGUUGUACCUCAAAGGAAUAGGGUGUGUACUGUACGCGUACAACAGGAUGCUCGUCAACAAGAAGAAUCUUAGAUUGUUCCAUAUGUGAGCUCUAAUUUUUCGAUCACCCUGGUUGUGCGACAGCCUUUUCCCUCAACAUCGCGUCAGCAAAGCGACAAAGCGUUUCUAGCGCGGUUUCUAGGGCACGACCAGAAUGUUCCUGGGAGCAGCGCGACCUUCUACGACGUCCAGAAUGAUCAUGAUGAUGGGGUGGACGUGGAUAAUCUUCAAGAACUUCGCCAUGAUGCCGGUGAAUACAACUUCUACAUCGCCGGUCGUCCUCGUCGUGGAGGAAGUAGUAGGAGCACGCAUGACGAUGACGUCGAUAUUGUUGAUCACAACUACUACCAUAUCGAGAAAGCAGUGGAAAUGAUCCUCAGCCUGCAAUAUGAGCCAAAACAACUAGAUAAAACCGCUUCAGGAGCUUCGUCGAAGACCCCUUCUUUAUCGGGAUCAUCUGGCAACGUUGACCAGUUAGUGGAAGACUUGUUGAGUAAUCCAUCCCAUCCGCUGCUAGGACACCCCAUUCACAGAGUGAUGCACAUGUUGCACAAUGCGGGAGAAGGCGAAGGCCACACCAAGGAAGUUGAAGGAAGACUACUAGAGGAGAAGGUACACAACUUGAAUUUCGCACUGAGCUACCUGAUUCAGCUGCCGCAGGAUGUUUUCUCAGCCUUUCUAUUCGGUACCGAAAGCAAUGCGCAGCAAGCCUGCAGCCGAGAGCAGGAGCGGGACGAUGGGGCACUAGAACUAGUCGAAGGAGCUUCAUCGUCUUCGUGGGAGGAGAAGGAUCAUGCUGGAGUGAGUGGAGAAAAUGAUGUUGCAGGACGAGAAAAUGAUGUUCACGAGACAAAGCAGCUAGUAGGAGGAGCGUCAAGAACGAGGAGAACUUCGUUGUUGUCGAAGACGAGUUCUUCGAAGAUAACAUUCUCUGGAAGAGCAGGACCAGCAAAUAUUACCAGUGGCAACUUCACAUCUAAAUCACUGUCUUCAACUAUUGGGCACAGGAGCAGCAGAGUUAAUGAUGCAACUCCGAUCAGUGCAGCAGUUCAGGAGCCCUCCUCUCGCCCAUUUGAGCAGUCACUCUCGCCGUUUGAGCAGUCGCUCGCUGAUAGUGGGGAGUUGUAUUUCUCUAUCCCUAUUUCGCACAUGGCACGAGCCUUCUUCAUGAUUAUGGCGCAAAUUUUGAAAGUAAAAUCGAGAUCCGACGCCUUAAUUACACUAGUAGAUGUUGAUAAAAAUCUACUUCUAGUUCUACUAGAUGAAGAAGGAUUUGGAUUUUUAUGACACGACGUGGCAGUCAACUACGUUGUAUCUACGAUCGUUCUAAGGACAGGAGAAGUCCAUUUGCUGCAGAGGAACCUGUCUCGACGCGCGGGUCCUCCUGUCCGAAGCGGUUCUGUGGUGACAUGUUCAAAAACGACACUCAAGCAAAAAGUUAUGCACUUCAAACAUUUUUCUAGAAGGCAGUGUUUAUCUACAGUUGUGCUCCUGUCAGAUCAUGAAGUAGUGUUACUUAGUUGUGAAAAAAAAUGCAAAUAUUAACUACAGCCUCUCUUUUUAUAGAGCAGGUGGUAACAAGACGAAGAGCCACUGAAUUGAUGUUCUAGUACUUCUAAUAUUAUGAAGGUCGUGACAUAAAAGACGAGAGGACGGGGUAUAAGCUUGUCCCAGCCGCGGCACGGGAAGGAUGGGGAGUCGUGGCGCCUAGAGGAUCUCCAAGUGCUGCAACUGUGAGUGGGCGCAAAGAUAUCUUCAUUAAGGCACACUCUUUCUUCUAGAGGCGCCUAAUGAGAGAUUGGAGGCUGAUCAAUAUUUUUAUUUCUUCAGCCUACUCAAUCUCAAUCAAAGGUAUAACUUAGGGUAUACUUCUGCUUAGUAAGUGUUCAAAGAUUCGUUUUUAGCGUAGCAGUUUAGGGUACAGCAAUUAUCAUUGCAAUUAUCGAUUCUAAGGAGCAAACUCCCGGAGGGCGAGAACCUGCACAAGUCGAAAAAUCAUCUCUCCACUGCAAGACGGCAGCACGCGAGAUGAUGUUAGCACCGGGCCAUCAUGGAGGAUUUGCAGACUCGUAUUGGAGAAUCGUGGAAAGUGUUAUUUUUUCCGAAGUCGGGCGAGAAAUGCUGCAACCGGUUGCUGUUGAUGCAUGUCGAGAUAGUCCGCGUCGCGGUCUCACUGCUGCAACCUGCGCACACCUGUUGCAGGUAGGGGAUGAUAAUCCCAUCAUGCAUGCAGGUGCUGCAGUAGCAGUGUCGGCGACUGGAGAUGUGGUUGAGCAACAGGUCGCUACAAGAAAGACUGUUAUGAUCAUCGUCGUAGUGGCAUAUAGGUCCGUAGUUUUAGACAAAUCAUUUACAUUUAAGUACAUUUUUAUCAAGAAUUCUUCACUGUGAUAUUGAUAGACAUAUUUAUUAGUAGUAGUAGUAGUAGUAGUAGUGGUAGUUCCACUCCUCCUCAUCCCUCUCAUUGAGGGUUUUGUUAAAUUGUUAAGAAUCUUUGAUCGUGACGGGGACGUCUUCGUGCUGUUCAACCAAGUCAUUGCUACCUAAGUCUUUUCUACGUAAGUCCUUUCCAUUUUCCUCAUCUACAACUUCUAAAAUCUCCCGAGUGUCUGGCGAUUUCUUGAGGCUUCUAGGAAGCAGUCUAGUGUUGCUACAUCGCGGGCAGAUGUCACGGCGAGCCACAUUGUUGCAUUGCCUCAGCCCUAAGGUUGGAAAUUUCCUUACAACAGUCUCGGUCCUCCUGGAUGAAAAAAGCCUUAUGAUGAAGAUCGUUUUAUCUAGUGUAUUACUGUCUUAUGCUUUUAGAAUUUUUAUCCUACUACUAGGUAGUGGACCUCCUUGAUCAUGUCGAGAAAAAGAUGAAAACUUUUUAGGAGGCGGUUACAAGAUCAAGAUACUAGGAGUCGUAUUAACACAAGAAAGAGAUGCGAGAUGGCUUCGAGACUCUACUCACGGACUGUGUAAAAGAAGUUACAGCGUGGCUUCUCCUUCUAAUAACAAGACAAGCGAACAACACGAAGAAAGAGGUCGCGCAACUCUGGUGACGCUCUUCAACAAUUAAGGCUCUGAAGAACAACUUCAUCUAUUCUUCUGCUCAUUCUUUUCAGUCAGCAUUCAAACUAGCCCUAACAUGAGACUGGUUCCCUUUUCCCUUGAAGAAGAGGUCAUAAGGUUUAGUUGCAUAGCCCAUCCUCAUCAUGAUACUCUUGACAUCAACAUUCUGAUCGUCGUCAGUCUCAGUUUUCAGAACCUUUGAGCUUUCCCCUGAUCUUCCGUGUCGUGUGAGAACCUCACGGUCAGCCUCACUCAUCCUCUAAGAAUAGGUACUGUCACUCACUUUCUACGAAUAGGUACAACUCACCCUCUUGCUUCUAAGAAUAGGUACUGUCGACGCGUUCAGUCCAGUGUGGGCCGUUGUGUGGCUCGUGCACCAGUGGGAUGCCGAAAUGAUCUCACAAAAAAAAGUCCUAGAGAUACGAGGAAGCUCAUAGAGAUUUUAAUGCAUGGUUGUCAUGCAACUUAUUCGAAAACUUAAAAUAAGUGAGUAACAAACAGCAAAAAAACCGAGUAUCUGUGAUGAAGUUAUCCUCUAGGCUACUCGGUUAUUUCAGUUUAUCGAAUAUAUCUUGUUCUUGAAUGAUCAUGGUGCUGGUAUCUCUCGCAGCACUAGUUGUAGUUCUUCUACCAAAAUGUAAGGUUUUGCGAUAAAUCAUGAAUAUGUACUUAGGUCUUAGGGUUUCGACAUUGCAUUCUUCACGACCAUCCUUCGCUCGUUUUCCAGUAGGAAAAGGGUCAAGGAUGUCCUGAAGAAUGUAAUUCCGUAACCUCCAGACUUAGGUUUGAUAGACCAAGAUCCAGAUUUCGUUGAGCUUGAACAACAUGAUCAUUUUUGCUAUAAUCAGUCAUCAAAAUCUUCAACAUUACUUCGUUCUCAUAGAUGAGCCCACUCCUAUCCCAUCCUAUAAUCACUUCUAUGCUUUUCUGCAACAACUAGCUCGAAGUUCUUAUAGACUCACUCAAGAAGUUAAAUUAACUAGCUAACUUGACUUAUGCACCUACGAAGAUUGCGACAACUUCACCAUUCUUCAUAUUUUUCAACAUGUGAUGCAGCCUCGUCCUGAUGUUACAACUAGUAGUACAAUGGUAGCACACGACAUCAAAUAGAAUGAAGUUCCCGCUUUUCCUAAACCAGACCUACUUGUCCGUAAUCCUACGAUCCACACGUAUAAGUUAAGGCUUCGGGGAAUACAUCUUCAGACACAUACUGAAUUCGUUUGCUAACGAAUAUUUACACACCUAUUCUAACAAAUAAUCACUCUGCCAAGAACGUAACGAUAAUUCCAAUCAUCAAGAAUGUUGCAUGUUAUUACUUUUCUCAACAACAACAGGUGUUGGUCAAUGGUCAUUACUGGCUCAAGAUCCAAUGGAUGAACCUGAUUUCAAUGUCAAAUGACUGCUCUCACUCGUCACCUUGAUCAUGAUCAAUGCCGUUCCUUGUCUUGAACUCAUGUUAGUUCCUCGUAUGAUCAUCGUUUGAACUCAAUGAAGUCCAACAUGAAUUAGCAGCAAGAUCUCCCAGAUCUUUAACUGCACUAUGACCCUUCAUGAUAUCCCAAUGACAUUGAACCCAUUUUGAUACCAUUUCAGGGCCUUAAACAGUCAGUGAUCAUUCGGCACGUCCGUUCUGAUCGUCUUUCUGUUACAUUGCAACGAUAAUCAUUCCAUUUACUCUCAAGAGCCUCAUAUAGCGCUUGGACGUGUUCGGGUGUUCCAACACUGUUUCAAGCCCUUGAGCCUUACCUUAUUAAAGAAAUUGCUAGUCAAUACUUUGUAGAAGUAGAGAAAACAAAGUCGCACUAUUUGCGCCACAAAAUGCCUGAUAUGAGUCUCGGAGAGAUUUCACCCAAACUGGGGCAGAAAUCUGACUGGCGUGACUGGCUUCGAGCGGUAACGCAAGAAGCAGACCGCCUGGACCUAGUCCAAUACCUCAGCAACGUGUUGAACGGCAAUGCGGCAGGGGUUCCGAAUCAACCCAACAACAACGACCGCAAGCUCCAGCAGAAUUGGCGAGAUUUGAAGAACGUGAUCAUCAAGUCGCUCAAAGGUGCAGCCGAAGCACAUAUGAAGGAUCAGGAUACCACUGUAAUGAACGCUGGUGAAGUGGUAACGGACCUCCGUGACGCUGGUUUCAGUCAAAAUGACCGCACAGAGCAACGAAUCUCUGCUAAAGCGUUGGAAGGGAUGCAUUUCACGAACCGUGAUUCUCCUCCAGACGUUCCAACAUUCCUGGCGAAGGUUAGAGAUGUCAUGAACCAAUCUCCGACCGUAUAUCCACCGGAAGUUGGUGUGGCUGUUGCUGAUCAACAAAACGGAGCAAUCCUCGACAUUCUGCCUAAAAUGUUUUCCAAAGCAUUUCGACAGACAAUCGAGAGGAUGCAAGAAGAAGAACGUCUAACGUUCGUCCAAAUCGGUGACAGACUCACAAAACGACUUCAAAGUUUGAUUGACUCUGGUGAGUACAAGAUCGAGAGUCCAUCUUUCGGCAAAGCUUUUCCAGCUGUCGAAGAUUCAGAUGAUGAAAACCAGAACAAUACCAAAACCAAGAAGCGUAAACGUCAAGAUGAGAGUGAUGACGAUGGUAACGCGUUUGCCGCUCUCAAGAAAACAACGAUCAAACGACUUCGCAAGAAGAUUCGCAAAGAAAUCAAGAACGAGGUCUACGCAACAAAAGGAAGUGGAAAGAGUAGUAGUAGUAGUUCUAGUAGUAAGAAGAACAAAGGAAAUGGCAAAGGUAAAGGUGCUAAGAACUCAAAUCCUAAUGAGGGAAUCCAGUGCAACUAUUGUCACAAAUAUGGACAUAAGGCGCACAAAUGCUGGCUAAACCCGAUGAGUCAAAGCUACCAACCUAACAAAGCCAUGGGCAGCAACUUCUUCAACAAUUCAUACAACUGUUGGCCGCAAGGUAACACUAUCCCUCCGUGGCACCAGAACAACUAUCCACCGCAACAAAGUGGAGGAAAAGGAUUCGACAACGGUAACCCACAGCAGCAAUGGGGUGGACAACAACCACAACGCUGAGUCGAAACCAAUCCGGAAUGGAAUGGAUAUGGGAGACGAGAUGGACAGUCCCAAGAUGAAGAAGAAUUGGAAGAAGAUUUCCAAAAUGAGGAUGGAAAAUGUUCGCUGAACUUGGAAGAAAACUUUGAGAAUAAAGAAUAUAGAAGUGAACUGCUUAGGGAUGAAAGCUAUAUGAUUGACAAUCACUCAGGUUGCUAUCUUAGUGCAAAUCAAAGCAAAACAGUUUCACUUGUUGACAGUUGUGCAAAUAAGUAUUUGUCUAGCCAUCGUUCCGAUUUCAAGAAAAUUAGCCACCGGCUUUGUCAUAUUAGUGGCACUGCUGGAAAGCGAAGUGGGAACCUAGGUAGACUAAAAGAAAACAAACUAGGAUUAAAAUAUGGCGUACACUUUGAACACUUACCAAAAGCCAUAGAUCGCAUUAUACCGUGGUUAGGUGAAGGAAACUGUCAUGAAAAGGGUUGGCAAAUGAAUUUCACAGAAAGUGGCGGAACGUUGUACAAUACUCGCUCCGGCCGCUCUCUACCCAUAACAAAUUGCCCCCAGAUGCAGUUACCUAUUCUAGGCUGUGACAUGUUUAGCAAAGAAGAAAAUGAAACUGAGGAGGAUAUAGUAUGCACUAGUAUAGAAGAAGCUAGACUUCAUUCACAAGCUUCAAGAUUAGACAUACAUCGUAGACUUGGUCACUUUCACGUUGAUGGCCUUAGUGUAUCUUGUCCAGAAUGUGAUCGAACCAAAGGUCAAAGACGCUCUCAUGCAAAAGUGAGACCCCCUGGACAUAUACCUUCUCCAUUGAAAACACUUGCAAUUGAUUUCGCAGUUGGUAUUAGACCAGUAUCUAUAAGAAGCAAAAGAUGUGCUUUAGUCAUUAUUUGUGAUUCGAUUAAAAUGUGUUUCGUUCGUCCUCUUUGCCUCAAGUCGGACUGCGUAGAGGUGAUUGAAGAAGUAAUAAAAGGCAUUCGCCAGGACUACUCAUUGUCACUCGACGACAAGGUGGUGUGGUUCAUCCGUAGAGAUAACGAACCCGUCCUAAGUAGUGACCAUAUGACCAAAGUCAUGCAAUCGCUACUGGUUUCGGAAAUUCCUGGAGUUCCUUACAACCCAGAAAUGAACGGAACUUGCGAACGUUUCAUGCGGACCAUUUUCGGUGCUGUACGUACCAUGUUGGUCAAAGUCGACCGACGUCUUUGGUGUUACUGCUUACAGUAUGCCGGAGAUUGUUGGAAUCGCUUACCGCAUCGUUAUGCAAAAAUGCCAGAACGUGAUGGAAUGAGUCCUGUCGAGAUACUAGAAAAGAGGAUAGGAAAGAAGUCCUCGAAAAGUGGUCUAGGUAUGUUAAGAAGAUUUGGUUGCUUGGUGUACUUUCGUGAACAGGUCGUAGACACCACCAACAAGAAAGAAGCAAAGCUUGCGUCACCUUAUCGGCGUGGUGUGUUUCUCGGUCUGUGUCCAGUUUCGUCUGGUUGGCUAGUAGGUACAUAUCACAACGAUGGGAGAACGAAAGCUGGCUUCAAGUGGAGUGAGUAUUCCACACUAGACGUAAAAUUUCGAGAGUCGAUAUUAGUCAAGAACAUUGAUUGGCUAUUGCCUACGUCGAAGGGCAUUUAUGUUGAUUAUGACCCGCUGGAAAACCUGCAGUCUGGCACGCCGUCGCUGGGUCCCGUCCUGCACAGACAUGCGCUGCAACGUAUGGCCUGUCAGCCGCGCUUCUCUGGCACGGAGUACAGCUCAGGCGAUCCAACCGGCAUGGAAAUGAUACUAGAUAACAAUGACAUUGGUGAGUUUUUCUGUGAAUCUUUGGACAAAGAGGAAGAUCCAAAGACCGGUGAUGAUUCCAACUCUGACGCGCAACGCGUUGAGGAGGGGAAUAUCUCAUCGGAGCGUGUGUCGCCUGACUCUAAUCCUGAAGCAAGGGAUCCGAGGACCUUACCCAUUCCACCAUCUCAACCAGGCAAAGUUGAGGAGGGGAAGAAAGGCCGAGGAAGACCUAAAGGGAGCAAGGAUAAGAAUCCAGGACAACGCAAAAGAAGAACAAAAGCCGAGCUAGAAGCAUUAAGAAAAGACAUGCAUAAAUUUGCCAUGCUAGCAGGCGGGCAUGAGCUGGAAGAAGGGGAGACCUUUCUCGAAGCACAUGUCAUGCUGUCAGUUUCCCAAGCCUUGAAAAGCCCUGACGCCGAGAAAUGGCGUGCAGCUAUCACCAAGGAGGAAGCUAGACUACUUGCCUUUGAGACUUGGGCGCCAGCUACUGACGAGGAGCUGCGAACCUCUUCUCAGGUAAUGCCUAUAGCAAUCGUUCUCACGGUAAAACGUGAUGGAACUUUCAAAGCUCGUGCUUGUGUGCUCGGGAAUCUUGAUCGUUCGGGGAAUAUCGACACCUACGCCCCUGUAGUGUCACAUGCUGCGAAUAGACUUUUACUCGUUUCAGCAGCGACGGACUCUGACUUCGUCAUCCCAUUCGACCUUGAUUCUGCGUUCCUUAAUGCUGAACUCGAUCGUGACGUCUUCUGCCGUCUUCCACCAGUGUGGGCGGAGAAGCAUGGAGCGGAUAUCGUCAAGCUUAAGAAAGCUCUCUAUGGGCUCAAGGACGCUCCACGAGCCUGGUUCAAGAAGUAUUGCGUGCUAUUGUCCGAACUCGGAUGGGAGCCGUGUCCUUCUGCUCCAGGAUUGUGGCGGAAAAAGAGCAAAACGCACCCAGGAAAGUAUAUGAAGAUGUCAGUCUAUGUUGAUGAUAACUUAGCUACUGGACCUGACUAUCACGAGUUACGGUCUGAGCUCGACCGGAUCUUUAGUCGCGCCCCUGGCCGACCUAUUGAGAUGGCAAAGCGAGUCGAUUCUCUUACGGGUUUCGAAUGGCUAGAGUUCGACUUUCUUGGUGCGAUUGUGCACUAUUGUCGGGAAGCACGUUCAGUGAAAAUCCUGAUGAAUGUGUACAUAGAGAAGACUAUACAGAAGUAUAAAAUAACAUUAGGUAAGCCGGUGUGGUCUCCAAAUUUCGACGAGUCUGCUUUGCUUGAGGAGGGGCUUAAGCUAGCAGCCGGGUUUCCAUUGCGUGAGAUUGUUGGCGCACUGCUUUGGAUAUCGACAACCGCAAGGCCAGAUAUUUGCGUCCCUGUGGCGACAUUGGCUCGGUAUGUCAGUAAGCCCGUUACAGAAAGAAUUGCAAAAGCCUGUAGAAAAGUAUUAAAGUAUCUAGCUACGACAAAAGACCAAGGACUCUAUUAUUCUCCAGAAAGUGAGGAAGAAUUCAACGGAAUUUACAAGAAGCUCCUACCAGAAGGAAGAGAGCUACCGUAUACUAACUGGUUCUCAGAUGCAGGAUUCGCAAACUGCAUAAAGAGCAUGCGCUCGACCAGUGGUUCGAUUAUGUACUAUCGGGGCUUUCCAAUCUGUUGGAAACGCAAUACACAAACCGUGCGUGCAUAUUCAACUGCAGAGUCAGAGUAUAUAGCCGCGUCGGACACUAUUGUCAUGAGCGAGCUGCAUGAUUUUACAGAUUUCUUCAAUCCCUUACCCACUCAAUUAGUGGAAACGCGGUUUGGUAUAUCGCCAUCCCUCGAUGAUGCCAUAUUGUGGAUAGACAACCAGUCUGCAAUCUCGACAGCAAAGAGUGAAGACACGAAGCCUAAGAGUAGACACUAUGCGUUACGUUAUUUACGAGUUAGAGACGCAGCUGAGAAAGUAGUUUUCUGUCCUACUCACCUCAUGAAAGCUGAUGGACUAACGAAACUUUCAUGCUCAUCUACUCAACGCAGAUUAUUAUUACAUCACAUAGAGAAUCCAGUCAUUAGCCGUAACCAUGAUGAAGAUGAUAGUGACUCGGAAACGGAAGAUGAUGAGUCUGGUUCAAGUUCUGCUUCCGUGGCGGUGCUUACCUAUUCUAUCUUCUUAGGGUGUUAGGUCGUUGGUCAAGUGGUGACGUCAGUGGAUAUAGAGAAUCGUGAUGGUUCUGGGUCAGAGCAGGUAACACCAGACCGUUUGUGACUUUCGUCAUUUCCUCACCUAGCGAUUGAGGAGGGGUGUUGGUCAAUGGUCAUUACUGGCUCAAGAUCCAACGAACGAACCUGAUUUCAAUGUCAAAUGACUGCUCUCACUCGUCACCUUGAUCAUGAUCAAUGCCGUUCCUUGUCUUGAACUCUUGUUAGUUCCUCCUAUGAUCAUCGUUUGAACUCAAUGAAUUCCAACAUGAAUUAGCAGCAAGAUCUCCCAGAUCUUUAACUGCACUAUGACCCUUCAUGAUAUCCCAAUGACAUUGAACCCAUUUUGAUACCAUUUCAGGGCCUUAAACAGUCAGUGAUCAUUCGGCACGUCCGUUCUGAUCGUCUUUCUGUUACAUUGCAACGAUAAUCAUUCCAUUUACUCUCAAGAGCCUCAUAUCGCGCUUGGACGUGUUCGGGUGUUCCAACAACAGGAAAGAUAGAGAAUUAUACAUCUGUCAUAUUAGUAGAUUCGAAUAAUUAGAAGAAGGUAGAACAAUACAAAAGAACUACGAUGCAAGCUUCGUCAUAUACAGCCACGGCGUGACCCUGGUAAAAACACAAACGCAUAUUAUUUCUCAAUUAACAAGUCAAAAUAAGACCCCAUAGCUUCAAAUUUUUCCCAAUAGUCGCGCUAUUUCAAAUUUUCCCAUUCCCACUCCGCUGAUGAUGAAAAAUAUCCUGACCAAAAGCAUCACAGAUUUUGCUUCAUCUACCAAGUUUGGGAGCAGUAGAGCCUCUUCU